CAAUUUGCUAGAUUGUAAGUCCCUCCUGCUGAAUGUAACUGGAGAGUGAGACUUCAGCUACUUGCUUUUUCAAUAAAAGUUAAUUUGUGGUAUUUGUUGUUGUAUAGGUUAUAAUAAGUUUUGGUGAUUAGGAGUUUCCUAUUGUCCUUAAUAACUGGAAUAGAUUUAGGUAUAAGGAUAGAGUUGUGAGGUAAAUUAAAAUUUCCUUUGUAUACGAAAUAUAAGUUGUUUUCUUUCCUUUCCUUUUCCUUCUUAAUCAAACUUCCUUCCUUUCCAUUUUCCAUGCCCUUGUACUAAUUACAGUGUUAGGCUAUCAGGCACCUCCUAGACUCUUAGUAUAUGCAUUGUUCAGUGGGAAAAUUAGUUGCUUGGAUUGAACUAACUUGUUAGUCCAUUUCAGAUACUAGAAUAAAUUUCUUAUACUACGAAAUGGGAAAGAGAUGUUUAUUAGAAUGGUGCCAAUUUGUUGUUGCUAUAGACAUUGACCCUCAAAAAGUUGUAAUGGCUUCCAACAAUGCAAGUAUAUAUGGAGUGGAAGAUUAUAUUGAUUUUAUUAUUGGAGACUUUUUCCAACUUGCUCCAUACUUGAAGGUACUUUCUUCUGUUUUCAUUACUGCUGCCAAUUCUGGAUAAUGUUUAUGUUAGGGUUGAACUUAACUAAUUAAGUGUUUUUUCUUUUCCCCUUAAAUUGAUGUUUGUAGACACAUUCUCAAUAAUAACAUCUUUUAUCAGCUUUACAGAGUUUUGACAGAACUUAAGAAGUUUUGCAUCUGCAAUACUUAAGUUAAAGUAUUUGAGUAGUGUUUUGAUUUUUUUUUUAAAUUUCUUUUCACCAUAGGGAUUGGGUUAUAUUUUCUUUUUCCUUGCAGAAUUUUAAUAUGUGGGGUGAAUAGGACUUUCUAGCUGAUCUUAAGUAGUUCCAAUCUUAAUUCAACUUUCUUUUCUGUUUUUAGGGGGAUGUAGUAUUUGUUUCACCACCAUGGGGUGGUCCAUCAUAUAAAACAAUCCAGAAUUU
This is a messenger RNA of Rubroshorea leprosula, 1015 nucleotides long. The record is from the annotation of a GenBank genome assembly. Lineage: Eukaryota; Viridiplantae; Streptophyta; Magnoliopsida; Malvales; Dipterocarpaceae.